This is a messenger RNA of Priapulus caudatus, 2720 nucleotides long. RefSeq names its product sphingomyelin phosphodiesterase 4-like. The transcript has 18 exons. Bases 19 to 2520 code for a protein of 833 amino acids. The record is from RefSeq and is a predicted model, not a curated record. Gene Ontology annotation, molecular function: sphingomyelin phosphodiesterase D activity. NCBI's taxonomy places the organism in Eukaryota, Metazoa, Priapulida, Priapulimorpha, Priapulimorphida, Priapulidae. Gene Ontology annotation, biological process: ceramide biosynthetic process; glycerophospholipid catabolic process; sphingomyelin catabolic process.
CUUUGCGGUAUUUUCAAAAUGUCUGCGCCCAGCGCGUCGUUAGCUCUUGAGCGAAUUCAUCGAGCAUUACAGUUACCAUUAUAUGAAAGAUGCAGAGAGCUUCAGUUUAUUCUGGAAGAGUGCAGUACCAAGGACCUUCAUGCGAUUCUACCAGUUCUCACAGAGAAUAUAUUUGGCUUCAGCAACACGCAAGGAUGGGGACUAAAGAGCAUAUCAUUGUCAUGGCAACCAUCAGAUUUCAAGAUGCUGAGGCACUUUCUAUCGCCACAAGGACCGAUGAUUAGAAUGGUCUACAGACUCCUUCUUGAGAACAUUUACAAGUUUGAGUUCCCACUGCAGUGCAUACCAUGGCCCUCCCGUAGGCUGGUGGAUGAGGGUGCAACACCUGUGCUAUAUAUAAACAAGCUGCAAUUCACCAACAGCGGACAACCAGCAGAAUUUCUCCUGCUCAAUGCAUUUGAGUAUUUUAUAUUUCAUCUGACCUACUACCUAGUGAAUCCACAGCAUCAGCGCAUCAAUUCAUACAAUUGGAACAACACUAACGAGACACUCUACAUAAUGCUGGUAGAAGACUACAUGAACUACUUCCUGCCUGCUGAAGGCAAUGGCCUUCCUCCCAUAAGUGCGCUCUCCAUGCAACAGCAGUUGGGAACCUCAAACACUCCCAGAACCUUCUUCAACAACUUUCACAUGAGCCCGUUUCGUGCGGCGGGAGGCAGCCGAGACAGCUCUCCCUUCUCCCUGCGCUCCUUCAUCAGCCACAGCCCACAAGCAAAGGCCACGCCCACUGGUCACAUGACUAAUGGAGAGCAGCAGACAGAGCUCUGGCGAUCCGAGACCUUUCUUCAGAUUGUGACGGAGGUGUGGCUGAACCAGAAUUCACUUGAUAUGAUGCACAGAAGACCCUUCUCUCCCACCUGUGUGACAGCAAACACACCAUAUUCUGCGAGCAUCAGUUACAGAAUGCACCCAGAGUUUAGUUGGUCGAGUUACUUACGUGACCCCAUGAUGACAGGCGAGAACUUUCUGCCGAGUCAAGAUCACGUGAAGGUUGUACGCAUGCUCGUAAAAUACCUGCACUACUUCUCUGGUAGUGGCAGACCGGACAUCACCUCCCCUGGCCACCACUGCCACGUGGGCAGCUGGAGCCACUUCAAAAAGUCAGCUGUUAAUCAGAUUGUGCAGAAGAAGCUGUAUUCAUUCCUGAAGCAUGCCUUCCUCCGGUGGCCUCUCGACUAUUCCUUCAGACUGGUGUUGGAGACGUGGCUCAGCUACAUACAGCCGUGGCGUUACCAGGGUGCUGGAGGCUCACCCACACAUGGCAAGGAGGGUGGAGGAGGAGACCGGACUGUCAACCAGCAAUGGCAGCUGUUCGUGACGGACAACCUACUGUACUUCACCGUGAUGUUCCAAGCGUUUCUGCCGCGUGUGUUCCGAACAGACCUCAGCUGCCCGAGGAAUGCCUACAUGCUGUUCCGGGUCACCAAGGUGUUCUCUCAGACCAACCUCAACAUUAUGAUCCAACAAGCGGAGGGAGCGUUGUGCGACGCCAGCCACAGCCUGCGACAUGGCGGAUACUCACCCGGUUACCUGGGCAGCCCUGUGGCGGCCGGACACGCCGGCACAGCCGCUGCACUGCGCAUGCAGUUCUCUGAACUCGAAGGUCACGGCUUCCAGUACCAGCCCCUGUUUUCGCCAGAGUGCAGCGACAUGAUACAACAGCUGCUGGAUAACAUUCAGCAGGCACGAGCUGCAAACGAACAAGCUGCUGUAGCCUAUCAGAAGUCACAGAACCAAUCGUGGCUCACGUGGCUUUUCUCCGACAACGGUUACUACGAUGACUUCUCUCCGAACGAGGCGAAGAGGACGGAUGUUCACUUGGCGCACGCCGCGGAACACCUCUGCACGAUGUUUAACGUUGAGAAUGACUCGGCACGACACAGGCGCGUGGCAUGGGGGUCGAGCACAGUGGAAAAUGCGCCAAGCACCCCAGGAAGAAGUGGCGCCCUCUAUCCCGACUGCAUUUAUGGCCAGCAGGGGGCGCAGUUGACGCCACUUGGUCGACAUCAGCUCAUGAACGGCCUGCGGAGAUUCGAUAUCACGUUCCGCGGCGAUCCAGACCUGCAGCCAAUCAGGAGCUUCGAGUGCGCGGCACUGGUCCGUCAGCUACAUAGGCUCGCCACCUCUAUCAACAGCAAGUACGGACUGGAGAUCGCGCGACUCUACGAGAGCGAGGAGUUCUCCGCCCGCGUCGCCAAGCAGUUCCUGCUGCCGCCGACGUCCGCCGCUACCCUGCAUCCGGGAUCUCCGCCGCCGCUGCAGGCCCUGCCCGCGCGCCUCAGCAUGCGCUACCUCGGCAGCUAUCGCAGCAUGGGGUAUGCGGGGGUGCUGGCGCUGGCAGCGUACGUGUGGGGACUCGGGCCCGUCACCUACGCCCUGCUGCUGGUCUUCCUCGCGCUCUGCUACGGAGUUGUCGGCGCCAUCGUCACGAGGUCGGUCACCAGGGCAAAACAGCAGUAAAGCGCCACCUGGUGCCAACAUAGCAAGGCCGGACACCAGGGCAAAACAGCAGUAAAGCGCCACCUGGUGCCAACAUAGCAAGGCCGGACACCAGGGCAGUACAGCAGUGAAUCGCCACCUGGUGGCACCAUAAUAAUGUUUGCCACCAGGGCAAAAUAGCAGUAAUUUACCACCAGGUACUAUUUAGUGAUAUCGUCAGC